Molecule: messenger RNA, 2232 nt
Organism: Nicotiana attenuata
Lineage: Eukaryota; Viridiplantae; Streptophyta; Magnoliopsida; Solanales; Solanaceae
Exons: 3
Coding region: 1-2232 (743 amino acids)
Source: RefSeq, a predicted model, not a curated record
AUGGAUAAGAGCUGGAUAUUCAUUAAGAAUAGGACGUUGCCUCAAUACUUGAAUGGUGUCGAACAAUUUUUAACCUUUGCAUUUUCUAAUCCUAAUGUUGGUGUAAGAAUCCAAUGUCCAUGUAUUAAGUGUAAUAAUGUUCUUUGGAAAACACGAGAAGAAGUGAAGACAGAUUUACUUAGGCGAGGAAUUGAUUCAACAUAUGAUAGGUGGAUUUAUCAUGGAGAGUCGGAUUCAUCUUCGGAUGAUGGAACAAAUGCUAGUGUACAUUCAGAUAUAGGAAAUGAUGAUGCUUCCACUUUUGAAAUGUUGCAUGACUUGUAUCGUGGUAUUCCCACUGAUAGUCAUGAGUUUGAUGAGAAUAACGAGUCUAGUUGCGAAGAUCCUAAUGCAGAAGCUAAAAUUUUCUAUAGGUUAUUAAAAGAUGCAGAGCAAAAGCUAUAUCCUGAUUGUGAAAAGUUCUCCAAACUCUCUUUUGUAAUGCGUCUUUUUCAAAUGAAGUGUCUACAUGGGUGGAGUAAUACCUCAUUUGACUCUUUAUUGAAAUUAUUGAGUGAUGUUUUACCCAAAGGAAAUGUACUCCCGAAUUCUAUCUAUGAAGUUCAAAAGAUAAUUAAAGGUUUGGGUCUAGAUUAUGUGAAGAUAGAUGCAUGUGUUAAUAAUUGCAUUUUAUAUAGAAAGGAAUAUGCGAAUCUUGAGCAAUGCCCUAAAUGUGGUGAAAAAAGAUGGAUGCUGACUCAUUGGCAUGGAAAAAUUUUUGAUGAAAAGUAUCCAAAUUUUGCUUUAGAUCCACGUAAUGUAAGGUUUGGGCUUGCUUCAGAUGGCUUUAAUCCUUUUGGUUCAAUGAGUAAUGCUUAUAGCAUGUGGCCAGUAAUCUUGAUCCCAUAUAAUCUCCCCCCGUGGUUAUGUAUGAAACAAUCAAAUCUUUUGUUGUCUUUGCUUAUUCCUGGACCAAAAAGCCCUGGUAUGGAUAUUGAUGUGUAUCUCCAACCCUUGGUAGAUGAUUUGAAAAUAUUGUGGGAGAGUGGAAUUGAGACUUAUGAUGCUUUUAUGAAACAAAAUUUUUUCUUGCGUGCUUCUUUGUUGUGGACAAUUAAUGACUUUCCAGCUUAUGGUAUUUUGUCCGGUUGGAGCACCAAAGGUAAAUUAGCUUGUCCGAUUUGUCAUAUACACACUUGUUCUAUUUACUUGAAACAUGGUCGAAAGCAAUGUUAUAUGGGUCAUCGAAGGUUCUUGGAAAUAAAUCAUCCCUAUCGUCGGAAUAAAAGUUCUUUUGAUAAUACAAAGGAAGAAAGACUUGCACCACAAGCUUUGAGUGGAGAUGAUGUGCUUGCACAACUUAAUACAUCCUCAAUAGUGUUAGUUGACGGCAACACAAAAAAAAGAAAACGAGAUGCUAUAAGAUAUGACAAUUGGAAGAAGAAAAGUAUAUUUUUUGAACUCCCAUAUUGGAGGACUUUAUUGUUGAGACAUAAUUUGGAUGUGAUGCAUAUAGAAAAAAACAUCAGUGAAAGUGUGAUAGGAACGUUAUUAGAUAUUGAAGGAAAAACAAAGGACACAUUAAAAUCUCGGUUGGACUUGCAAGAGAUGAAAAUUAAAAAACCCCUCCAUCCAAUAAAAAGUGGGAAUAAAUACAUACUUCCUCCAGCAAGCUAUACAAUGUCUAAAACUGAGAAGAUUCAAUUUUGUCAGCUCAUCAAAGAAGUCAAGUUUCCUGAUGCUUAUGCUUCUAACAUUAGUCGUUGUGUCAAUGUUAAGGAAGCAAGAAUUUUUGGACUUAAAAGUCAUGACCACCAUGUUUUUUUUCAACGUAUUUUUCCACUUAUCAUCAAAGGGAUUUUGCCAAAGGAUGCAUAUGAUCCAUUAGUUGAACUGUCAUUAUUCUUUAGCGAUUUGUGCGCUAAAGAGUUGCAUGCGGAAAAAUUUUUGCGCACCUUGAAAGGUUAUGUACGAAAUAAAGCUCGCCCAGAAGGAUCAAUUGCUGAGGGAUAUCUUGCUGAGGAAUGCAUGACAUUUUGUUCCAAAUAUUUGACUGAUAUGGAGACAAAGCAAAAUCGUCUGGAUAGAAAUUUUGAUUCUUCUAAUAUAGAACCCAAUGGCUUAUCUAUAUUUAAUCGUCGUGGUAAGCCAUUAGUAGGAGGUACUUGGAUAAACUUGAGGACUCAUGAAAUCAAUCAAGCUCAUUUUUACAUCCUCCAAAAUUGUGAGGAAGUCAGACCUUGGAUGGAGUAA